AUGGAGAUUGCAGGAUCGCAGAGACGAGAGUGCGCUUCCUACCAUACCUGCCUAUCACGAGAAUGGCACUGCGUGUCGAGGCCCGUGAAAGAGUCCCAAGAUCAACAUGAACGCUUCUUCUGCCAUCUCCUGCGCCUCGCUACAAUCUGCAAACCUGAGGCGCGGUUAGCGCUGGUUUCGUGCAGCUUUCCUUUCCCUAGGGGUUACACGCAGCUCGGACUCGCCGUUGGUGUAACUAUGUCACAGCAUUAUGCGGUUCAUGAGAUACAGCAUGGUCUGUUCACGAGGAGCUUUACAGGAGCAGCUUCUCAUGCCGGGCGGUUAAUUGCUCCCAACAAAAUUGCAGGGGCGUAUAAUCACGUUGUUCAUCUUGUUUAUCUAUUCAGUAACACCUCUGGUGACUUCUGA
Messenger RNA from Trichoderma virens Gv29-8, 408 nucleotides. RefSeq lists its product as uncharacterized. Lineage: Eukaryota; Fungi; Ascomycota; Sordariomycetes; Hypocreales; Hypocreaceae. The transcript has 3 exons. The record is from RefSeq and is a predicted model, not a curated record. Bases 1 to 408 code for a protein of 135 amino acids.